This is a messenger RNA of Amorphotheca resinae ATCC 22711, 1470 nucleotides long. RefSeq lists its product as hypothetical. Bases 66 to 1067 code for a protein of 333 amino acids. The transcript has 3 exons. NCBI's taxonomy places the organism in Eukaryota, Fungi, Ascomycota, Leotiomycetes, Helotiales, Amorphothecaceae. The record is from RefSeq and is a predicted model, not a curated record.
CAAAGCUCUAAAGGAUCAUCUAUCUCUGUCCCUCACGCUCCUGGGAAGCACACCAAAUCAUCACGAUGCCACCGCGCAAGGGAAAGCCUGCCGAUAAGGCAGUUAAAGUCGUACAGCAAGGCGACGCAGUGGUGCCCGCUUCCAAGCUCCCGCCUUGGCUCAGGUUCCCGCUGCUUGUAUUAUCGAGCUUAACGCUUUCGUCGCUCCUAUACUCCAUCGCAGCUAAGUACACGGCAGGAGACUUGGCCAGCGUAUCGAGGAGAUUGGAUCAGUGGUGGGAAGUGGGCGCGUUGUUGGGAUGGCGGACAUUCGAGCUUGGCUUGGGCUGGUUUGGCAACUAUGAUGGCUACGAUCUCGCAGCGCUGAGCCUGCUAUCGCAUGGCCCUCCGCUCUAUCUACUGGGCACCUUCUACAAUGUCCGACCCGCAACGGUGAUCUCCUCGCUGUUGAUCGAUACUCUGACAACUUACGUCCCAUUCCGCCUCCUCCGUCCUCUUUCCCUAGCUCACUCGGCGUCUUCCUCCCAGCGUUCAGUUGCUAUCGCGAAUAAGGAUAUUGUGACAGACUACACAAUCCAGAGUUUCACCACCAUUCUCGCAGCGACGAUCUAUAGCGUUACCCUCUAUACCGCAUACGUAACGUACCUUCCAGUAUAUCUUGUCACAUACUUCGAGGGCAUCCCCUCUGUUGCCGCUACUCAUAGCGCAACGCCCAUUGCACUCUUGCCACUGACCCUCCUCUUCGGGCUCGCCGCAAAGUCCUUCAUCUUUACGCCUGCAGUGGCAGCUUCACCCUCCCUCGCAGAUGCAAAGGCGGCGGCUUUCAACCCUGCCACCGCCACAUUGUCGGAGACAUUUUGGUACAAUGUUUGGGGAUUUAGCCCGAAGACCAAGGUCGUGAUCAAGCGGACGCUGGCCCUGGUACUGGUAAGCGGGAUUAAUACCUUCGUGCAAACCUUUGUCACGGUUGAAGGCGUCGAGGCGAUCGGUGCGGUGGCGUAUUCUGCGAUAUGGUCUACGGCUGCUGCGAUCACGGGUGCGGCGCUGGGGGUGGUAGGCUCUGUAUGAACAGGUGCGUAGGUCAAUGGUGAAGCUCGAAGACUCGAUCUGGUGCAGACUCUAUGUAUGAUUCUGGUGUGGCUACUUCUUUUUUUCUGAGAAUUACAGCGCGGCAUGGGACUAGGAGGGGUGGACGGAUCUGGAGGCUUGCUUGGCUUUCUGGUUCUGGAACGGAGUUUAUCAAAAUUUGGAGCUCGAAGGAGUUGUGUUAUGUAGCAAUAGCGGGAUGUGUGGGGUGAAGCAUGGGACUUUGCUUAACAGUGUAGGUGUAGUUUGGCAUUCUCUGCUUCUCAUGCGAGUGGAAGCUCUUGCCUUCGAAAAUAUCACAUAGGGCUCAAUUUGUUGAUAUUCUAUAUUCACAGUAGAAGUAGCACGUACCUAGUACAAGGUCUUUGCACAUAGUCAGAUGUUC